Oncorhynchus nerka (sockeye salmon) is the source of this 3407-nucleotide messenger RNA. It is a transcript of the gene kcnip1b, whose product is annotated as Kv channel interacting protein 1 b. The transcript is spliced from 8 exons. Lineage: Eukaryota; Metazoa; Chordata; Actinopteri; Salmoniformes; Salmonidae. Gene Ontology annotation, biological process: regulation of potassium ion transmembrane transport. Bases 1029 to 1706 code for a protein of 225 amino acids. The record is from RefSeq and is a predicted model, not a curated record. Gene Ontology annotation, molecular function: calcium ion binding; transmembrane transporter binding; potassium channel regulator activity. Gene Ontology annotation, cellular component: voltage-gated potassium channel complex.
AAUACACAGUAAUACAGAACCGAACAGAACAGAACCGCACAGACGCAGGGCUCCAGCUAUAAGCAGCCCAGAGAGGACCAGGCAACAGAGAGAGAGAGAUUGAGAGAGAGGUAUAUAAAGAUAGAGAACCCGCUGUCCACCGAGCCCUCAAGAGGAACACCUCAGAGACUGAGGGAGAGAGAGGGGUGAUCAAAAAGAGAGAAACACAGAGGGGAGGAGAGAGGAGAGGACACAGGAGAGAGGAGAGGACACAGGAGAGCGGAGUGGACACGGCAUCUCCACGGACACAGAGAACUUUCUGCAGCGCACAAAUCUCUCUACGAUGGUCUGCAUUCUACGCCUUCCUGAGCUACUCAAUUAUUAAUCUUUCCCUUCUCAUCUGAUGUUGAAACAUAACUUUUCCUUUUAAAAGUCUGAGAGACCGACGUCUGGGUAUUUCUUACCUACCAACAUACUGCUGGCUGUUUUUCUGUCUGUGCAACAGAACAGGCUUUGGGUCUUACCAGUGUGCCUGAGUGUGUGUGUGAGUGUGUGAGUCGGUGUGUGAGUCGGUGAGCGUUAGUGAGAAAGUGUGUAACUGAGCGUUUGAGUGUGUAAGUGAUUGAGUGAGUGUUAGUCUGAGUGAGUGAAGGAUUGAGUUUUGGAUUCAAUGUAAGAAAGGCCGGACGACAGGUACUGUACCUCUAACUUAAAAGUGGCUUCAUCUUUCCUCACAGUUUUCCCCAUGAGGAUUCUCUAAAUGGGACUUUGAAAUCUCUACUCUAAGGGCCUCAUCAAGAAGAUAUGUGUUUUCACACUGGAUAAUUUUAAAGGGUACAUCUUUUGCGUGUAAGGAGCCAGUGAAGGAGACAUUUCUCCACCUUGGGCUCCUGUCAUCUCUUUGAAGGAGGCAUUCCUGUCACAUAUAAUGAACCUUUGAGAGACACUUUGUUCUACUCUUCUCUACCCCAUCAGGAGUGGGUGAGGAGGACAGUGGCAGAUCAGCUCCAGUGAGGCUCCAGUGGCCACGUCGGCCAGUCUCUGUCAGGAUGGCUGGCUGUACCUGCCGCUGCAGACAGGGGGUGCUGAAGUUCAUUCAGUCUCUACGCAGACUUGUCUCUGGGACGCUUACCAAAGACAAGAUUGAUGAUGAGUUGGAGAUGACCAUGGUGUGUCACAGGCCAGAGGGUCUGGAGCAGUUGGAGGCCCAGACCAACUUCACCAAGAGAGAGCUACAGAUCCUCUACCGAGGCUUCAAGAAUGAGUGCCCGAGUGGAGUGGUGAAUGAAGAAACAUUUAAACACAUCUACGCCCAGUUCUUCCCCCACGGAGAUGCCAGCACUUACGCUCAUUACCUCUUCAAUGCGUUCGACACGACAAGCAAUGGAUCCAUCAAGUUUGAAGAGUUUGUAAUGGGACUGUCUACACUGCUGCGGGGCACUCUGAGAGACAAGCUGGAGUGGACUUUUCAUCUGUAUGACAUCAACAACGAUGGCUACAUUAACCGAGAGGAGAUGACUGAGAUUGUGAGGGCCAUUUACGACAUGAUGGGGAAAUAUACCUACCCUGCACUCAAGGGAGAUGUGCCGAAGCAGCAUGUGGAUGCUUUCUUCCAGAAAAUGGAUAAAAACAAAAAUGGAGUUGUGACUUUAGAGGAAUUCAUUGUCGCAUGCCAGGAGGAUGAAAUGAUGAUGAGAUCCAUGCAGCUCUUCGAAAAUGUGAUGUAAAAAGGGCGCCGGGCGGAAGGAAGGAGAGAGAGUGUUGAAAAAAUCGAGAGAGAAUUCUGCGUGUGUGUGCUUCAGUCCGUGCGCUCCUGUGCGUAUGUCCGAGCACGAGUUUUGUUUAUCUGUGUGUGUCUGUCAGAGUGGAUGAAUGUGUAUGUAUGUCUAUCUCUCUCAUCUAACUUGUCAGCGUCCCUGUGUUUGCCAAAUAAUGUCUCUGCCUGGCUCCAUGCUGUUCUAUGGAUCAGAUGAAGCCAGAACCGCCCAAAUGACCAGCUGAGAGCAACAAGCUCUCACAGUCUCACUGCAGAAUUAGACAUUCAUCCACGUUCUCAAAACGUCAAAUUUCUAAGUGUUUUUGUUGCUCAUGCUGCUCUGUAUCGUUCCAUUUCUCCAAACAUCAAAUUUAGAAGUUAAGGGUUAAGUUUAGGCACUCAUUCUGAAUGGUCCUCAAGUCAAAUUUCCACGUCAAUCUUGAACGACCUGGCUGCUGAGAGACCCCUGGACUUGAUUGUCAUAUUGCUGAGCCCGGGAGCAUGCAGGUGAAUUAUCUGGAUAAUGCUUCCUGCCUUUUUAUGUGACAUGAAGGUUUGUAAAUCAGAUGAUCAUACAACACAGGCUGAAGUGUGAAACAGCUGAGAAAUCUCAAACCUAUACGCUGCUCCCCGCUUAAUAUGUGGAAACCCUACCUCCGGAAACUACACUGGGCUACUUUGGGUUCUUUUGACUUUGUUCUUUUUGCCAAAAUAGAUGCAUGCUUGACCCAGAGGGAUAUCUCCCAUAGAAAUAGAAUAGUGAUUCUACUCUAUGCGCCCGACCAUACAUGUGCUUGACCGGGACAUGGACCUUUAAUAACCUCUUGACCUCUGUAUUUAACUCAUGCGUCCAGUGAAUGAUUUAUGGACCAAUAUGAUCUACUUAUCUACUUGUUUAUUAACGUGUUUAUGCUGUAAAAUAUGAGGUUGUCCGAAUGUAUUAUUUGUUGGCUUUAAGUGUCAUAUGUCGUGUCCGUUUGACUAUUGUCGUGGUGACCUCCGUACCUCUGUGUUGGCUUUGCUGUCGCUCUCCCGUCUAUUCCUGUAGUUGUCUGUCUGUCCCUGGCGGAUGCCUGUUAUCAUGUGUGCUUACAAAUACACCCAAUAGACUUGGUUUAUGACUAUGAUGAUACAUCAUCUUGUAUGUUGGCUGGAUCUAACUAAUGAUGGGAAAUGACCAUCUGCGUAAUGCAAUGUGAAUGGUGUGACUUAUCUGUUGAAGUGUGCAUUUACAGUAUAUAUGUGUCUAAACCCAUUGAGGAAAACAGAAAUGUGAACUAAGUAUUAUUAUGGAGUGAGGGAAUGUGUCAGUAAAACAAAGGUAUGGAGAGACACUGAGACACAGCUAUAAAACAUAUAAAAAAUUAUCACAGACCAACGCCACCACUCUUCUAAUGUCGAACAAUUAUUAUUUUUCUUCAAGGAAUUACUCAUUUGUGUUGACUUUGUCGGUUUCUCCUCAGUGUGCAAGAUGGUAAAUAUAUUGAAUUAGUUUAGCUCCGGGUUUCAAAAGGGCAAAACAAUAUGAAUACAAAAUGUAAGCAACAGGUGCACCUCAUACAAAACUCUAUCUCAGACUGGGACCGAUGGAAAGAUUUAGAUUGGAGAGAGUUUCAGCUUUCAUGUUAUGUUGUACAGUGCAAAUGCUAUCAAUAAAAUGUUUUAGAGAAUA